Molecule: messenger RNA, 2223 nt
Organism: Orcinus orca (killer whale)
Lineage: Eukaryota; Metazoa; Chordata; Mammalia; Artiodactyla; Delphinidae
Gene: IRF3
Product: interferon regulatory factor 3
Exons: 8
Coding region: 896-2155 (419 amino acids)
Biological process (GO): regulation of transcription by RNA polymerase II; immune system process
Cellular component (GO): nucleus
Molecular function (GO): protein binding; RNA polymerase II cis-regulatory region sequence-specific DNA binding; DNA-binding transcription factor activity, RNA polymerase II-specific
Source: RefSeq, a predicted model, not a curated record
CGCGCUUACCGAGCAGCCUCUUUGGUUUUGGAGUCACCAAUACGACUGUGAAGUCGUUUUUAUUUCAGGAAAUCGAUAGAAAAGGAAGCCCCACCUCUAAAGCUCAGCCGACCGGAAGUGGGGUGUGCAGCUGAGAGUUCGAGAGGUACGAAACCCCCAAAACAGACGUGGUUGGAGCACUCUGCGCGCCCCGACCCACCACAUAGGAAACGUAGGUAACUGCGGAGUAGGUGGCGUCCAGAGGUGAGGAAUCGGAGAAAGGAUGGGUCUACACUGACAGUGGAGAAGGGCGGUUGUGUAGUCUGGGGGAAAGUGAAGCAAGAAAGAAAAAAGUGAAGCAAUGACUGGCGCCGAGAUCGGCUGUAAAACAAACGUAGAAGUAGCGGAGAGGAGGCGUCUACACUGGGGGAUCUAGGGGAGAGAUGGACGGACUGUAAGAAUAGGAGGCAGUCCACUCUAGAAAGUGGGGACGUGCCCUGGAGGAGGGAGGCUGUCUGUUUGGGAGGGAUUGUGGUUGGUCCUCGGUGGGAAUGGGUGAGGGGAUCAUCGGGACGGGGUGGAACUGUGAAAGGGGGUCUACCGUGGGGUAACUGCGGGAGGUAGCGGUCUACAGGUCACUAGCUUCUGUAUUGCAAUAACUAGAGGGAGGGCUCUACCCUGGAAGUGGGAGUACCUGCCUUGGGUGAUGGGGGAAGAACGGGCUUUCAAUGGAAGAGGGAAGGUGUACACCGGCGCAAUUGAGGGAGGUAGAGGUAUCUACCUACACAGAAGAAGCUGGGGAAAGGAGAGGAGGGAGUUCUCGCUGAAUUAGAAAGCCUCGCUGGAGGAUGGGAGAAGGUCUCCUGUUUGUACCCCAGUAAACUAUAGGACCUGUUCUCUGCGCGCAGGCCGGACCAUGGGAACACAAAAGCCUCGCAUCCUGCCCUGGCUGGUAUCUCAGCUGGACCAGGGGCAGUUGGAGGGCGUGGCCUGGCUGGAUGAGAGCCGCACGCGCUUCCGCAUCCCUUGGAAGCACGGCUUGCGGCAGGAUGCCCAGCUGGAGGACUUCGGCAUUUUCCAGGCCUGGGCUGAGGCCAGUGGUGCUUACACUCCUGGGAAGGAUAAGCCGGACCUGCCCACCUGGAAGAGGAAUUUCCGGUCCGCCCUGAACCGGAAGGAAGCGUUGCGUUUAGCAGAGGACCACAGCAAGGACCCCCACAACCCGCACAAGAUCUAUGAGUUUGUGACCUCAGGAGUUGGGAACUUAGCUGAGCCAGACACCUCUCUAGACACCAAUGGCAGAUGCAGUACCUCUGAUAUCCAGGAAGACAUUCUGGAGAAGUUACUGAGUGACAUGGACUUGGCCCCAGAUGGAGGGCCCUCAAGUCUGACCAUGGCCCCUGAGAACCCCCCUCAGCUCUUGCUGGGCCCCAACUUAGAUGUCCCUGCUCCUUGCCCAAUGCCGGGACCCCCUGAAAACCCACUGAAGCAGCUGUUGGUGAGCGGGGAAGAGUGGGAGUUCGAGGUGACCGUCUUCUACCGGGGCUGCCAAGUCUUCCAGCAGACUGUCUUCUGCCCGGGGGGCCUGCGGCUGGUGGGAUCAGAAGCAGGGGACAGGACACUGCCUGGGCAGCCAAUAAGACUGCCAGACCCCGCAGCGUCCCUGACAGACAGGGGCGUGACAGACUACGUGCAGCGGGUGCUGAGCUGCCUGGGCGGGGGACUAGCUCUGUGGAGGGCUGGGCAGUGGCUCUGGGCCCAGAGGCUGGGGCACUGCCGUGUGUACUGGGCCGUGGGCGAGGAACUCCUCCCCAACAGUGGUCACAGGCCUGAUGGUGAGGUGCCCAAGGACAGGGAAGGAGGCGUGUUCAACAUGGGGCCCUUCAUAGCAGAUCUGAUUGCCUUCAUCGAAGGAAGCAGACGCUCACCACGCUACACCCUCUGGUUCUGCGUGGGGCAGUCAUGGCCCCAGGACCAACCAUGGAUCAAGAGGCUCGUGAUGGUCAAGGUUGUCCCCAUGUGCCUCAGAGCCCUGCUAGACAUGGCACGGGUAGGGGGUGCCUCCUCCCUGGAGAACACUGUGGACCUUCACAUUUCUAACAGCCACCCACUCUCCCUCACCUCAGACCAGUACAAGGCCUACCUCCAGGACCUGGUCGAGGACAUGGACUUCUAGGUCACUGGGGAGGCCUGAGCCCUCAACUUCCACCUCGACCAAUAAACUGGCUCCGGCCAUGGUCAUCA